CGCAUUGGUCGUACAAAAUUAUUAAAAUACUUAUUUGUAACAAAAGGAACGUUUGUUUAAUCAAAAAAGUAUAAUUAUUUAAUUACCGCUAGUUUAAGUAAGCUUAUUUCCAAGUCAAAUGGCGAUUCGCACCAAAGAUCAACUGGCAGUGCUCUUGAAGCUAAUUGAAGUCAACAAGGUAGGUUUAACACGCAGAAACUUGAGUAUCCGGCAAAGAAUAUGGCAGGUUAUAACACAAAAGCUCAACGAAAUGCAAGGUGCCGAGAAAGACGUUGAAGGUUGGAAGCGGAGCUACAAUUCUUGGCGUUUGAAUGCGGGUAAAUAUUACGAGGAAGAGAUUGAGCGGAUUAUAAAAGAUGUCGCGGAUGAUGACUAUUUCAUUAUAAAUGUAACAGAGGAUGAUAUGUCUAGUGAUACUACUUACGAUGAGACUGCCACUUACUUAGAUCCGAAAGACCGUCAGUUGACUCUACUACACGAACUUGUUAGUAAACAAAGGCUCUUAUUUAUCAACACCGCGGAAGAUGACGAACCACUGAGGCAGCGUCUCUGGCAAAAUAUAGCAGACGAGUUGAAUAAUAUACCAGACGGCGUUAAAUUGCCUAAGGAAGAGUGGCAAAAGCACGUUGAUUUGCGGCAAUAUACUGUGCCGCGUGGGAGGAAAAGAAAACACUUUCGAAAGCCACCAGCAAAAGAGAAAAACAACGAGCUCGAUGUUUCAGAAAAUGUCAAAAUACCUGCUUCAUACGAAAGCGCUUACGAAGAGUAUAUAGUUGAAGAUUUUCCAACUAUGGACAAACCAUCUACAACAAUAACAGAAGAUCAGCACAAACAAAAUGUUGUGCAUGUGAAUGACGUCCUUGCGGAAAUUGACGAUACCGAUGACAACACUGAUGAUAUUAUUAAUCUACUAAAUGCACAAGACGAUAGCAAUAAUAUUGGCGAACAUUUUCCUUUCGACAUUGACGAUGUCGAAGGAGACGAUUACCUUGACAAUGCGGAGAGUGUAAAUGAAGCAACAGCGACAUACGACGCAAGCAAAGACAAACGCGCCAGAGUGACACCAAUAGUGAAAUCCUUUAAAUUUUCAAAUCGUAUCGUAAACGGUGUGGAGCAAUUAAAGGAUGACGUCAAGGAAACAAAAGUUAUGCUCAAACAAACAACAAAUCUGCUGAAUCGUGUAUGCAAUAUUAUGGAAGAAAGUAAUAAGAAACAAGAUGAGACAAAUGCGCUGCUGAAGCGAAAUGGGCAAAUGCUGAAAAUUUUAGUGGAAUAUAAAUGUGGCAUGCGAAAAGUGAAAAAAUGAGCAAUUGAAGGAGAUUAAGUGGAAAAGUUAGAAGAAAAAAUUAAACCUUUAUAAAGUGUAUAUAUUACGUUGCAACAGCCUCGGUUUUUGACUUAAAUGUGUAUUGGAAAAGGUAGUUGGCAGCAGAAAACAUGACUUUUGUAAGAAAUUAGUAGGAGUUAAGAGAAAA
Bactrocera tryoni is the source of this 1475-nucleotide messenger RNA. RefSeq lists its product as uncharacterized. The transcript has 7 exons. Lineage: Eukaryota; Metazoa; Arthropoda; Insecta; Diptera; Tephritidae. The record is from RefSeq and is a predicted model, not a curated record. Bases 119 to 1306 code for a protein of 395 amino acids.